Messenger RNA from Phanerochaete carnosa HHB-10118-sp, 891 nucleotides. RefSeq lists its product as uncharacterized. NCBI's taxonomy places the organism in Eukaryota, Fungi, Basidiomycota, Agaricomycetes, Polyporales, Phanerochaetaceae. The transcript has 3 exons. The record is from RefSeq and is a predicted model, not a curated record. The coding region runs from base 1 to 891 and encodes 296 amino acids.
AUGCCUCGUUGCAGUGUUCAGAACGGUCCCGCGCCACCGCCGCCACCAUCUAGCGUCUUUGCCGGCCUUACACCUGCGGGGUGGGCCGCAUACAGUGCAUUCAAGCGUGAGCUGAAGGUGAACAACCUCAACUGCGAGCCACCUAACAUGAAGGAAUGGCGCGAACUCACCAGAGCACCUAUGCAGGGUCAGGUCGUGGCGACGGAUGGCACAGCGCAGCGCCGUGAGGCUAUAGUCAUUGAUCCCUCUCUUCUUGAGGGUGCUUCUGGGCGCCGCGGUUGGAAGAGAAAGCCAGAGAGUGAUGACUCAGAGGAAGAUAAUUGCCGUUAUCACCAUCGCCACUGCAAAGACUAUUCAAAGUCUAGUAACAACGGCAGCAGUGAGUCCAAGUCAUCAGAAUCGUCACCUGAAGCAGCGUCGCUGUCAUCUGGCAAAUCAAGCGAGUCUGAUGGUGAGGAGGACGAGCCGCGCCUCAUCCUGAUGGCUCCAAAAUCCAACCUGAGCAAACAAGAGGUGAAGGGAGAACUCAUGGUAUGCACCAUGAUCAAUAUUUGCUAUCAAUAUAUGUGCAUAUAUGCUGACCUAUGGUUCCAACAUCAACAAACAGAGGUGAACGUAGAUUUUUACAACGUUACCAGUCUUGGCAGGAAUCCUUUCAUCAUGCGUCGCAGUGAUCCCGAGCCCCCGACUCCCACUUCGGGCUCCAACUAUCUUCUUAUUACAUGGGGCAAAGAUGUCGACCACCCGUCCAUUCCAUUGGAUGGAAUACACAACACAAAGCCACUCACCGACUUGGCUAGAGAGAUGGUGAAGCGGCGCAUUUGGAUCUGGAAGAUGUUGUACAGUCAGAAGAAGGACCCAGCUAGGGCCGAGAAGUGGUUCAAUAAUUGA